Molecule: messenger RNA, 6294 nt
Organism: Oncorhynchus keta (chum salmon)
Lineage: Eukaryota; Metazoa; Chordata; Actinopteri; Salmoniformes; Salmonidae
Product: palmitoyltransferase ZDHHC14-like
Exons: 9
Coding region: 844-2334 (496 amino acids)
Biological process (GO): peptidyl-L-cysteine S-palmitoylation; protein targeting to membrane
Cellular component (GO): Golgi apparatus; endoplasmic reticulum
Molecular function (GO): protein-cysteine S-palmitoyltransferase activity
Source: RefSeq, a predicted model, not a curated record
UUGUUGUUGGGGCUGCUGUACAUUGUAGGCAGCCGCAACACAGGCAACGGGUGGCGAGCUGUUGCAGUGAUACAAAUGUCUCUGCUUUCAAAACCAUGAAGGCAUGAACAUAAGAUUACGCGUCUCCACAACAACACUAUAAAAUAAUUAUUUUACCGAAUCGAGAGAACUGUGAGAACGUGAGGUGUAUCAAGUAUAGGCUAUUGCUAACAACCAACGAAGACUGUGGACACGACGUUAUUGUACUGGCGGCUUGCAACAAGAGCCGUGCAUCUCUAGAAAUCCAUUCCGCGCUAUUCUGCAGUAAAAUGCCCGUAUUUUAUUUUGCGUAUAUCCUCGUUGGAGAAUUGCAUUUUUAUACACUGAGUGGCUAAACGAUUGGCUGUAUCUUCUCUGCACUUAAAUGUGAAAAGCAUUAUUCUCUUUUAAGGACACUCGAAGGACGUCUUUAUGACUGGGUUUCUUCUCGCGUCCUUCACAUUUUUUGAUUGCAUUGUGUUUACAUAAAUCUGACCAGUUACGCCUGGCUACAGUUACAGUUUUCAAAAACACAAUGGAAGUGUUAUUCAAACAAUUGAGGCUAUGCUUAUUUUCACACUGACAAAGUGGUAUAGCUGAUCAAAUUCUGGAGGAUGCACGUCCAGAAAAUGAAACUUAUUUUUAAAAGUAUUUAAGAAUUUUUGUUUUGUACUGCAAUGUAUUGUACAGAAAUGGACAUUUUCUGACAGCAUUACAUCAUCACUGUGCCAAAGGAUCAGGAACAAGCACGGAGCACGUCUUUAACCCCAUUUAUCAGCUGCCCCUGAAUUCUUUGUAUUGUUUUGCAAGGUGCACUAUUUACAGAUGCAUCUCGGGCUUGAUGAGCCGGUGCGAGAAUGUCAGUAUAAUCCGAUCUGCACGCGCAACUCAUCGUCUAUGGAGACCUCGGGGCACAAAAAGAAGAGGACUCCCCGCAGGAAGUGGCAGAUCUUCCCUGGCCGAAAUAGAUUCUACUGUAAUGGAAGGGUCAUGAUGGCGAGACAGACCGGGGUCUUCUACCUAACCCUGAUCCUCAUCAUGGUCACCAGCGGGCUUUUCUUCGCAUUCGACUGCCCGUUCCUGGCGUCCAACCUGACCCCGGCCAUCCCGGUGAUCGGAGGGGUGCUGUUUGUCUUUGUUCUGGGGAUGCUGUUCAGAGCCAGCUUCAGUGACCCGGGAGUCCUACCCCGUGCCACACCUGACGAGGCUGCCGACCUGGAGAGACAGAUUGACACCUCUAAUGGCCCCAGUGGUCCAGGGUACAGGCCGCCCCCGAGGAUCAGAGAAGUGGUCAUCAACGGGCAGACGGUCAAGCUUAAGUACUGCUUCACCUGCAAGAUCUUCAGGCCCCCACGGGCCUCGCACUGCAGCCUGUGUGACAACUGUGUAGAGCGUUUUGACCACCACUGUCCCUGGGUGGGGAACUGUGUUGGGAAGAGGAACUACCGUUUCUUCUACCUCUUCAUCCUGUCCCUCUCCUUCCUCACCGUCUUCAUCUUCGCCUUCGUUAUUACACACGUCAUCCUGAGAUCCAACCGGACAGGCUUCCUCAGCGCACUCAAAGACAGCCCUGCCAGUGUGCUGGAGGUGCUGGUGUGUUUCUUCUCGGUGUGGUCCAUUAUGGGCCUGUCAGGCUUCCACACCUACCUCAUCAGCUCCAAUCAGACCACCAACGAGGACAUUAAAGGCUCGUGGUCGACCAAACGGGCGAAGGACAACUACAACCCCUACAGCUACGGGAACAUCCUGACCAACUGCUGUGCUGCCCUUUGUGGUCCUCUUCCACCCAGUCUUAUUGACAGAAGAGGCUUCAUCCAGCCAGACACACCCCAGCCUGUGUCACACUCCAACGGGAGCAGCAUAUACACCUCCACCCAGCUUCAAUCUCACAUGUGUGACCAAGAGCACUGCAUUCAGAGCACCAAAUUCGUUUUGCAGGCUGCCGCUACCCCUCUGCUCCACAGCGACCCUGUCAUGAUGGGCGGAGAGGGACCCACUCUCCCUGGGAAGAGUUCCCUGGGGGGCCCCUGUGCCUCACUGACCCCCAGCCAGCCCUCCCUGCCCUCCUCCAUGCCCGGCCUGGGCUGUGCGGGGGACAUGCUGACCCUGAGGGACCCAGACACCCACUGCCACCACCAUCACUUUGUCAGCCCUGAGGAGACGCCCUCGCCCGGCCCCAUGCCUCUGCCUCUGCCCUGCCCCGCCCACAUGACCCACGGGGGACACAUGAACCCGGCCCAGCUCUACGACCCUGCCAGCCAGGACUCUCUGCACGAGGACUCUGUCAGGGGCCUGGUCAAACUCAGCUCUGUCUGAGACUCUCCCCCUGGCUUUUUGGAAUCACUACUCAGACUCUGUCAGCGUGCCAAAUGAUAACCUAUUCAAUAUGUAGCACUACUUUAAAAAAGUUGUGCACUAUAUAGGGAAUAGCGUGCCAUUUAGGACGCUACCCCAGCCCCCCCGCUCCACACUGCCGGCUCAGUACCACAGCCAUAAUUCCUGUUCCCCUAACAUUCCAUCCCAGCCCUCCCUCCCUCCUUCCCAUCCAGAUUUGUGCCCCCCACCUGUUGGGAUAAGCUAUUCUAGUGCCAAACAAACAGAGCCUCAGUCUCCACUGCACUUGACCGGGACCAAAAUCAAGCUUCUGAAUCCCCCUUCCUCUUCACAGUAGUAUACCUAGUGCCCUACCAGGAGUCUACCAGGCCUCGAUACAGGUCCAGGCUUCUGCCCAAGGCUCACGACUUGUGCUCUUUUGGGGGAAACCAUCUACCUGGACUAGGCGGUCAUUGUCCGGAAAUGAAACUGACUCGUACCAAGGCAGUUGCCAUUUUGGUUUGCUGACAUCCAAGGACACGCACAGCGGGACAAGGUCUGUUGAUUAGCUGGAAAGACAUGAAUCAGGUCUAAAUAUAGGAAUUGUUUAUAGUUUGAUAUCUGUGUCAUGUGUCCCGAGUCAAGUGACACUCUUUUAUACAAUAGUAAUGGAAACAGCCAAGCAGUGUUGGCCCUGAACACAGUAGAUGUCACUUCCUGUUUCAGAUUGUGUCAACACUGUAUGUGUUGAUUGGUAGUGUUCAUCAGUCCGUUCCGGUGUCGGUGUGACGCUAGCCGCAUUACCUUUUUGUUUCGUUCAAAUGUGAUGCCAAAACAUCAUGGCUGCAUCCCAAAUAGCACCCUCUCUAUUUAGUGCACUACUUUUUACCAGGGCCAAAAGGACAUUGGCAAAAGUAAUGCACUAUAUAGGGAAUAGGGUUCCAUUUGGGACAGAGAUAAUAAGUAAUGUGAUGAUUGUACCAAGAAAUUCUCAUUUACUUAUAUAUAUAUUUUUUUUACCCCUUUUUCUCCCCAAUUUCAUGGUAUCCAAUUUUUUUUUUUUUUUUUAGUAGCUACUAACUUGUCUCAUCGCUGCAACUCCCGUACGGGCUCGGGAGAGACGAAGGUUGAAAGUCAUGCGUCCUCCGAUACACAACCCAACCAGGCCGCACUGCUUCUUAACACAGCGCGCAUCCAACCCAGAAGCCAGCCGCACCAAUGUGUCAGAGGAAACACCAUGCACCUGGCAACCUUGGUUAGCACGCACUGCGCAUGGUCCGCCACAGGAGUUGCUGGUGCGCGAUGAGACACGGAUAUCCCUACCGGCCAAGCCCUCCCUAACCCGGACGACGCUAGGCCAAUUGUGCGUCACCUCACGGACCUCCCGGUCGCGGCCGGUUACGACAGAGCCUGGGCUAGAACCCAGGGUCUCUGGUGGCACUGCGCCACCCGGGAGGCCUCAUUUACUUAUUUUUUAAUGAAUGCAUUUGCAUAUUUUUAUGUACAAGAGUGGAUUUCAUUUAUUCAACCAGCCUGUGCAGUCACUUUUUACCAGGGCCAAAAGGACUUUGGCAAAAGUUAUGCACUAUAUAGGGAAAAGGGUGCCAUUUGGGACAGAGAUAAUAAGUAAUGUGAUGAUUGUACCAAGAAAUUCUCAUUUACUUAUUUUUAAUGAAUAAAUUCACAUAUUUUUAUGAGUGGAUUUAAUUUAUUCAACCAGCCUGUGCAGUCACUUGGCAGAAAUACAAAACACAAUUCCCUUUUCCAUAGCCUUGGGAAGAAAAUAUUUUUUCACAAAAGUAGUGCACUGGGCCUCUUAAUAGUCCUGUAUUAGCGGACCGAUAUAGCUGUCUGCAGCGCGGGCAAAAAUCUUAGCACCCCCAAACUAUUUCCCGCGGCUAUGCCCUUUUCAGUGAAUACCCUUUGCAGACAGAAAUUAGCUAUUAGCUAAAUCUGGUACAACACAUAUUUUCUCAAGUUUACUGCGGCUAAUGAAUCCUUCAACCAGGAUUUCUAAAAAACAUUGGAAUCAGGGAAUGUUACCGGCAUUUUGCUACUUUCUUCAAUCAGAUCCGCUUUAGCCAACAUCUGCACAGUGGUUGUUUUGGUUGUGUCGGAGGUGGAAUUUUGUGACAAUGAUUGCAAGAGCAGCUGCUCACUAAUUUAAAGACUCCAACCAAUGAUGUACAGUACCAGUCAAAAGUUUGGAGACACCUACUCAUUCCAGGGUUUUUCUUUAUUUUUUACUAUUUUCUACAUUGUAGAAUAAUAGUGAAGAUAUCAAAACUAUGAAAUAACACAUGGAAUCAUGUAGUCACCAAAAAUGUGUUAAACAAAUCAAAAUAUAUUUUAUAUUUGAGAUUCUUCAAGGCAGCCACCGUUUGCCUUGAUCACAGCUUUGCACACUCUUGGCAUUCUCUCAACCAGCUUCAUGAGGAAUGCAUUUCAAUGAACAGGUGUGCCUUGUUAAAAGUUAAUUUAGGAAUUUCUUUCCUUCUUAAUGUGUUUGAGCCAAUCAGUUGUGUUGUGACAAGGUAAGGGUGGUAUACAGAAGAUUACCUAUUUGGUAAAAGACCAAGUUCAUAUUAUGACAGCUCAAAUAAGUAAAGAGAAAUGACAGUCCAUCAUUACUUUAAGACAUGAAGGUCAGUCAAUCCGGAAUAUUUCAAGAACUUUUUAAGUAACUCUUGAAGUGCAGUCACAAAAACCAUCAAGCGCUUUGAUGAAACUAGCUCUCAUGAUGACCGCCACAGGAAAGGAAGACACAGAGUUACCUCUGCUGCAGAGGAUAAGUUCAUUAGAGUUACCAGCCUCAGAAAUUACAGCCCAAAUAACUGCUUCACAGAGUUCAAGUAAUAGACACAUCUCAACAUCAACUGUUCAGAGGAGAUUGUGUGAAUCAGGCCUUCAUGGUCGAAUUGCUGCAAAGAAAUCACUACUAAAGGACACCAACAACAAGAGACUUGCUUGGACCAAGAAACAUGAGCAAUGGACAUUUCGACCGGUGGAAAUCUGUACUUUGGUCUGAUGAGUCUAAAUUUGAGAGUUUUUGUUCCAAUCACAGUGUCUUUGUGAGACACAGAGUAGGUGUACGGAUGACCUCCGCAUGUGUGGUUCCCGUGGUGUAGCAUGGAGGGGGAGGUGUGAUGUUGUGAAGGCCCACUUAACCGGCAUGGCUACCACAGCAUUCUGCAGCGAUACGGCAUCCCAUCUGGUUUGCGCUUAGUCCCACUAUCAUUUGUUUUUCAACAGGACAAUGACCCAACACACCUCCAGACUGUGUAAGGGCUAUUUGACCAAGAAGGAGAGUGAUGGACUGCUGUAUCAGAUGACCUGUCCUCCACAAUCACCCAACUUCAACCAAAUUGAGAUGGUUUGGAAUGAGGGACAGCAGAGUGGAGGAAAAGCAGCCAACAAGUGCUCAGUGUAUGUGGGAACUCCUUCAAAACUGUUUGGAAAAGCAUUCCAGGUGAACCUGGUUGAGAGGAUGCCAAGCGUGUGCAAAGCUGUCAUCAAGGCAAAUGGCGGCUACCUUGAAGAAUCUUAUAUAUAAAAUAUAUUUUGAUUUGUUUAACACUUUUUUGGUUAUUACAUGAUUCCAUAUGUGUUAUUUCAUAGUUUUGAUGUUUUCACUAUUAUUCUACAAUGUAGAAAAUAGUAAAAAUAAAGAAAAAGCCUUGAAUGGGUAGGUGUGUCCAAACUUUUGACUGGUACUGGAUAUAAACCCUGGAUUGCUGAUGCUAUGCAUUGGCCAUUGAGAUUCUUUGAAGCCACCGGUCGGCUGUAUUGUCAGUCCCCAGUAAGAGCAGUCUUCCAUAGGAAUUAAUGGAAUUCCACAGUAUUUCAAUUAAAUGUUUCAAGGACAAAAUUACAUGUAUUUCAUUAUGUGUGUUGUUGUAGUGGGGACAGUAACAUUGGUCAUCUCUAAAAAUGUAUACUUCAAUAAAAUGUUUUUUAAUAUGU